This is a messenger RNA of Phacochoerus africanus (Common warthog), 2186 nucleotides long. RefSeq names its product transmembrane protein 117 (gene TMEM117). The transcript is spliced from 8 exons. The coding region runs from base 300 to 1844 and encodes 514 amino acids. Gene Ontology annotation, biological process: intrinsic apoptotic signaling pathway in response to endoplasmic reticulum stress. The record is from RefSeq and is a predicted model, not a curated record. Lineage: Eukaryota; Metazoa; Chordata; Mammalia; Artiodactyla; Suidae.
CAGCUGGAGCCGGCGCGGUCAUCAGCGCGGCGGCGUCGCCCUUGCGCUCCCGCGGCCCGGCCCGCGGCCGGCAGACUUUGCGGAGGGCGCCCGGCGUAGGCGGCGGCGGGUGUGGGCCGAGCCGGUAUUUAUAGCUCGGUGACAGCAGCAGCGGCAGCGACGCCGCCUGUCCGUCUCGCCGCGCUUCCCAGCGAGGCCGUGGGCGCGGCGGAGGGCUGCGCUCCACCGGCUCUCCCGAGUGCGGACGCCCCGAACCCGCGCGGCCCCCUCGGUAAACUACGGCAGUGAAGUUGUGAAGGAUGGGUAAAGACUUUCGUUAUUAUUUCCAGCAUCCCUGGUCUCGCAUGAUUGUGGCUUACUUGGUGAUCUUCUUUAACUUCUUGAUAUUUGCGGAGGACCCUGUUUCUCAUAGCCAGACAGAAGCCAAUGUGAUUGUUGUUGGAAACUGUUUUUCGUUUGUAACAAAUAAAUACCCUAGAGGAGUUGGCUGGAGGCUUCUGAAGGUGCUUCUAUGGCUACUUGCCAUUCUCAUAGGACUAAUAGCUGGCAAAUUUCUGUUCCAUCAGCGUUUGUUUGGUCAGUUGCUCCGGUUAAAAAUGUUUCGAGAAGACCAUGGGUCAUGGAUGACAAUGUUCUUCAGCACAAUUCUGUUUCUCUUCAUAUUUUCUCACAUAUACAACACGAUUCUUCUAAUGGAUGGGAACAUGGGAGCAUAUAUCAUUACAGACUAUAUGGGCAUCCGAAAUGAAAGUUUCAUGAAAUUAGCUGCAGUAGGGACCUGGAUGGGGGACUUUGUCACGGCUUGGAUGGUCACCGAUAUGAUGCUUCAGGACAAACCCUAUCCUGACUGGGGAAAAUCUGCAAGAGCUUUCUGGAAGAAGGGAAAUGUGAGGAUCAUUUUAUUCUGGACGGUUCUUUUCACUCUGACUUCUGUGGUUGUACUUGUCAUUACAACUGACUGGAUCAGCUGGGACAAGCUGAAUCGGGGAUUUUUGCCCAGUGAUGAAGUUUCCAGAGCCUUCCUGGCUUCUUUCAUCUUGGUCUUUGACCUCCUUAUUGUAAUGCAGGACUGGGAAUUCCCACAUUUCAUGGGAGACGUUGAUGUAAAUCUUCCUGGGUUGCACACGCCUCACAUGCAGUUCAAGAUUCCUUUCUUCCAGAAGAUCUUCAAGGAGGAAUAUCAUAUUCACAUAACAGGUAAAUGGUUUAACUAUGGAAUUAUCUUCCUGGUCUUGAUUUUGGAUCUUAAUAUGUGGAAGAACCAGAUCUUUUAUAAGCCUCAUGAAUAUGGACAGUACAUCGGCCCAGGGCAGAAGAUAUAUACAGUGAAGGACUCAGAGAGUCUAAAGGAUUUGAACAGAACCAAGCUGUCCUGGGAAUGGAGGUCCAAUCACACCAACCCUCGGACUAACAAAACCUACGUGGAAGGAGACAUGUUCUUACAUAGCAGGUUCAUAGGGGCCAGCCUGGAUGUCAAGUGCCUGGCUUUCGUUCCUAGUUUGAUAGCUUUUGUGUGGUUUGGAUUCUUCAUUUGGUUCUUUGGACGGUUUCUGAAAAAUGAGCAAGGCAUGGAGAAUCAAGAUAAAACUUACACGCGCAUGAAAAGAAAAUCCCCGUCCGAACACAGCAAGGACAUGGGAAUCACGCGAGAAAACACGCAGGCCUCCGUGGAAGACCCGCUGAACGACCCCGCCUUGGUGUGCAUCAGGUCCGACUUCAACGAGAUCGUCUACAAAUCUUCCCACCUCACGUCGGAGAACCUGAGCUCGCACCUGAAUGAAUCGACCAGCGCGACAGAGGCCGACCCCGAGCCCACGACGUCUAAAAGUACACCCACGAACUAGAUCCGCUUCUCUGAGGGUAGCACACAAAGCAACCUUGAGUGUCUCUUUCAAAGGUUAGUCUUUCCUUUUGUAAAUGUAAGGUUUACGUAGCGUUAGGUAAAGAAAUACAAACAAGGCCACAACGGUGCUCAACAUGCUUUUUCUAGGACUCAUUGUUUUCUAUUUGUAUUAUGAUACCUGUGCCUACUGUAUAUCUAACAGUCCUCUAGAGAUUGCUUUUCACACUUGCACAAGCUUCUUACUGACUUUACAGCAUAAUAGAAUAGCUGGUUACCCGUGUUAUCUGAUGUUCAACCAUAGUGGUGCCUUGAGACAUUAAACUCUUUUUAACUGUAUCGGAAA